Molecule: messenger RNA, 5550 nt
Organism: Eleginops maclovinus (Patagonian blennie)
Lineage: Eukaryota; Metazoa; Chordata; Actinopteri; Perciformes; Eleginopidae
Product: rho GTPase-activating protein 20-like
Exons: 15
Coding region: 167-3568 (1133 amino acids)
Biological process (GO): signal transduction; regulation of Rho protein signal transduction
Molecular function (GO): GTPase activator activity
Source: RefSeq, a predicted model, not a curated record
CAGAAACACACAGAGAGGAGCAGAAACCCUUCACCACCCCUUCCUCCGGAUCUCCUCCUCUCCAUCAUGGAUACUCUUUGGGCUCGUACCCUUCUCUUUGCUGGAUAAACUUUUGGAUCUACACACGUAUCAUGGGAUUAUACUGUCUGCGCGCUCGGUCCCGUGGAUGUCUAUAGUCUUAAUGGAAACCAUGUCACCGCAGCAGGGGACCAUGAGACAGAACAGGUCCGACUCUCUGACCGAGGAGGGCAAGGCUCUUCCCGACAACAAAAAGAAGAUGAAGACCUUGGCCCAGAGACGUCAGUCGGCUCCCUCACUGGUCAUCAGCAAAGCACUUAACAGAUCGAGAAGCACAUCCAGGGAAAGCUGCUUGACGCCAGUCAGCCCGGAGUCGUGUCCACUGGUCCAGGCCUUCCUGGCUGAGUGUCCACGCCGUUUAUUCUUGGGUCAUAUUCAAACGCAGCUAAAGACCGGCCUGCAGACCCAGGAGAGACACCUCUUCCUCUUCACCGACACGCUGCUCGUCGCCAAGGCAAAGUCUUCCACUCACUUCAAAGUGAAGGCCCAGGUCCGAGUGUGUGAGAUGUGGACAGCCACCUGCCUAGAGGAGGUGUGUGAAGGAAGCACCAACCCGGAGAGGAGCUUCGUCAUGGGCUGGCCCACCUGCAACUGUGUGGCCACCUUCAGCUCUGAGGAGCACAAGGACAACUGGUUGGCACUCAUCAAAAGUCGGAUACUUGAGGGAAAAGAGAAGGACGACCCCAAGACCAUCCCUCUGAAGAUAUUUGCCAAGGACAUUGGAAAUUGUGCAUAUGCCAAAACACUUGCGGUCAGCAACAGUGACAACACCGCUGAUGUCAUCCGCAUGGCUCUGCUGCAGUUUGGCAUUUCGGGCUGCGAAAAAGACCACAGGUUGUGGGUGAGCUCCAGUAAGGAUGACCCUCCAUACCCUCUUAUUGGCCACGAGUUUCCCUUCAGCAUUAAGAUGAGCCACAUUCGGGAUGGAGGGGGCAACGGGGUCGGAGCAGGGAGGGAUCCGACCACUCCCACAGACUCUCCAGGGGUGCUGCUGCUGGACCAGUGUCUCCCCCCCGACACCCAGUGCCAGUUCAUCCUCAAACACAGCAAAGUUACCCCGGGACAGGCUUCACUUAUAGAGCCUGGUCAGCAGAAGUCCUUUAAGAGGAAGAGGUCUCUGAUCAACUGGCCUUUCUGGAGAGGCUCCAACACGCAGCUGGAUGGCCUCCCCCUCUCCCCGACAUCCCUCUCCCCGACUCAGGGUCGUCUGUUCGGACGCCCCCUGAGCUCAGUCUGCUCUCCAGACCAUGGCCUGCCCAAGCCUGUCAUGGACAUGUUGGUGUUCCUGUACCUGGAGGGGCCGUACACCAGGGGCAUCUUCAGGAGGUCAGCCGGGGCCAAAGCCUGCCGGGAGCUGCGAGACAGAGUGGACAGUGGAAGCGAAGACCCGGAGAUCACACACCAGUCUGUGUUCGUCAUCGCCGCUGUCCUCAAGGACUUCCUGAGAAACAUCCCAGGCAGCCUGCUGUGUGUGGAUCUGUACGAGCAGUGGAUGGAUGUGAUGGAGGGAGAGGCAGGGGAGGAGAGGACGCAAGCGGUCCAAAGGUUGCUGCAGUUCCUGCCCGCCGAGAACCUGCUGCUGCUGCGUCACGUGAUCGCCGUGCUGCACUGUAUCCAAGGCAACGCCCACGACAACCAGAUGAACGCCUUCAACCUGUCCGUCUGCAUCGCUCCCAGCAUGCUUUGGGCUCCAGCACCAAGCACCCCCGAGAUGGAGGGGGAGGGCACCAAGACGGUGUGUGAGCUGGUCCGCCUCCUCAUAGAGAACUGUACCAUGGUGCUGGGAGAAGACGUGACCUCACUGUUCAGGAGCUUCAGCCAGAAGAGCAGCAGCAGUGACCACGGCUCAGAUGUGUCAUCCUUCCAGAUGAAUGACUCGUCCUACGACAGUCUGGAGAACGAGCUGAACGACGACCCCGAGUCUCCCUUCCAGGAGCAGCUUCCUCUCCGAGACAAAGACAAGCCGGACAGCCGCAGCCGCGACUCGGUCAUUACGCUCAGCGACUGCGAUCCUGACCCCGACCCCGAGACGGACAACCUGCUGCAGCUCCCCCCGCUGGCCAGACCGCGGAGGUUCAGCCCUGCGGCCCGACAGCCCCGAACCCGCCAAUCAAACGGGCCGUUUCAGGGUCCCCGCAGGCUGAGGAGGAGCUCAGAGCCCGCCUUGGCUUUGUCCAGCACUCCUCCCUCGGACACUUUGAUGCGGCACGCCGAUCCAACGGGAGGAAAGGAGAGCUACGACGCCGCCAUGGAGAGGGAGGAGGAAGAGGAGGUGUUUCUGCAGCAGGGGCUGAGAGCCCUGCAUCUGAAGGAGGAGGAAGAGGAAGGCGGUGAAAAGGGAGGACCCAAAGUACCGAACGCUGGGCGGAGGAAGAUGAAGCACGCCCCUCCUCCUCCGCUGCGAUUGGACGCCAGCUGCUCCAGUCUGUCAUCACCCGCAACCUCCCCCACAGGCUCCUCCCUCAGCUCAUUAGACUCCGCCUUCUCACAGUACUCCACAGACUACGCCAGCAAUGGAGCGAUUCCAUUGGCCGAGCCUGCACCGCUCUCCCCUCUGUAUCCUGGACGACCUCCACUGUCACCGAGAGACUCACCGCCUCAGAGGGAAGCCCUGCCUCUUUGGCACACACAGGGCACUCGGACCAUUCAAACGCCCCCUCACCACCACGGCCUCCACCCUAACACUUGGCUAAAGAGGGACCGCCGCCUGUCACUCAAGCAAACUGAUAACGGACACUCGGAGGAGCCUGAGGUAAACGGGAAAGCACACACAAAUGGUAACGGCUGCUCUGACGUGAAGGAGGUCGAACUGAAUCGAAACUGCCAACGCAGAUCCAGCAGCCCCCCGUCCUACCAGCAGGCGUUACAGCAGCUGCAGCACAGUCGCUCGCCUUUCUACAGGGGCACAGAGAAACCUCUGACGGUCCGAGAGCUGAGACAUCUCCAAGACCCGACCUACAGAUCCAGCCUCAAACCACUCACAGGAAGUGAGGUCACACACAGGACUGCUAGAAAUGAGUGUGUGCAGCCCCCACAGGGUGUUUUCUAUGGACAGAACGCCACCACCCUGGUCCUCAAGAAGCAAAAGUCCCACUCUGUCGCCUUGGACGGACACAAAGGGCAGAGGACGCUCCCUCUUCCCCGCCGAGCAUCUGAACCCUCCAAGGUCACGGCGGACUCGCCCUGCAGCCUCACCCUGGACAGACCCCGCUUCUCUAAGGCUCCCCCAAAAGAUGCCGGCCUGAGAGUGUCGCAGGUGGAGCCGACCAACGCCGAGCCACACUUCUGCCUGUCCCCCUCCGCCACCCGGGCUGUAAGGGACUACUUUUCCUCGCAGGGUGAGGAGGAUGCGGACACCUGCCUGCGGAGGAGUCAGGAGGUGGCGCUGGCCAUCGUUCAGGGGAAGAGGGACUGGCAGAGCAGGCGGUGCAGCGACCCACCGGCGGAGGACUUCGACCAGCUUUUUUUUGCAGAAGAGUCAUACGUGUAAAUAAGAACUCUGUACAGACGGAUCGUGUUUAAUUCACUUGUAAACAACUCAUUGUUGAUGUGAUAAUACUCCCCCAAAUACACCUUGUUCAGUCGUAGUCAUCCAUAUGAGGUGUUCCAGUCAAGGUCUUCGAUUUGAAAAGGUACAGAUGAACUUCUCCGCCUCCUUGUGGACGUAAAGUACUCUUAUGUAUCCCUGUUAACAGCAGACUUUGAGUUGGUUGUAACUUAUUAAACUUACAUUUUGAUAGCUCUUUGAUGAAGUUGCUUUGUAACACUGCAGUUUGGGGGUCCAAAAAUGAUUAAUUAUGGAGGCGUGAUGCUUGAUUCUUUGAAUUCAACACAGAGAAGAUGUGAUUCAUUGGACAUCUGGGUCCCUGAACAACCAUUAAAGCUGCUGUCAAAACAAGUCAGAGUUACAGCUCUAGUGCCAAAAAAAUCUGGUUCCUCCUAAACAAAUAUUUAGUGUAUCUUUGUUUUGGAAUGUGAUGACGCUAAAAAGAAAUGAAGGAGAAAGGACAAAGGAGUACUGUUUAAUUCGCUGGAAGCUUUUCAAAUAAAGACAUAUUUUUUUACCAGCCAGCAGAAAACCCCUUGAGGCUGGUGGGAAAUCAUAGCAAAAUGCAUCAAAUUGAUUUAAAAUUUGGCAAAAUGUUCAUGGAAAUGUAGUCUUUACUGCAUAUUAUUGUAGACUUCUUACUUUUCUUGUGCGGAACGAAGCAAAUCAACAUUUUUUUUAAAAAGGAAAUACAAAAACGUGACAGUGACUUCCUGCAAAUACUAAUCAAAUGUCAUCCACAGCACCGGUUAUAUUCCAGAAGAGGAACGUUUUAGGCACUAUACACAUUUAAAAACGCUUUCAAAUUUGUAUCUUUUGUGACAAAUUGCCUCUGUGAAGUGGAACGUUUCUUCCCGAGUGAGUGAAGCGUUUGUCCGUGUGAAUCAAUAGGGCCGGUAUUUAUUCAUAAGAGCCGAGUUUCCAGACACACAGUACGCACUGUUGUCCCUGCAGCUCUGGUUUAUAUCUCUGUGACCAGGACGGGGGAGGGAGGAGGGAGGAGGAAGACGAGGAGUUAUCUCUCUCUGUGUGUGUGUGUGUGUGUGUGUGUGUGUGUGUGUGUGUGUGUGUGUGUGUGUGUGUGUGUGUGUGUGUGUGUGUGUGUGUGUGUGUGUGUGUGUGUGUGUGUGUGUGAGCAAAAGGUGUUCAUUGAAAGUGUGUCCUGUGCGGGAAUGUGAGAAAAUGCGUGCCAUUGAAGGAGAAAUGUGUUUUUAUUCUUGCUUGUAUAGCACUUCAUUAUUCUAUAAAGAAACCUUUUCAGUCACACAAGAAUGACAAGGAUACAGCCUGUGUGUGUGUGUGUGUGUUGAGUUAAUACUCCACAGUAUCUUUUAACUGUUGUAUGGUUUGUCCAUAAUUGUAUGAUAUUUUUGUUCCAGUGCUGCAGUAAUGGUGUUGAUUUUAGGUGUCGCUUGACAAAAAAAACGACCUUAUUUCACUGUGCAUUCAUUUAUUGAAAGUAUUCGAAUUCAUACUUAUAAAUAAAUAUUCUUGGCACAAUGUAGGAGCAAAUGUUUAAACCCAGUGUUAUUAUGAGCUUAUCAUAUCUUUCCCAAAGCACACACACUGCAAUGAUGUCGUUGUCAUGUUAAGCGACGCCUCUUUAAAUGAUCUUAAAUGUACUUUAUCCCGUAUGAAUAUUUUAAAUGUUAUCUCCAUUACAGUGAAUUGUGUUCAUCUUGUAUAGUUCUGCUAUAUUUAUGAUACAGAAAUAUAUAAAUAUAUAUAUUAAAUAUAUUAUCUUGAUACCUUGGUAUGUUUUGUUGUGUGAGGAAAAUCAAAUGUGUAUUUUUGUACAUGCCAAUUCUGCUGCUGCUGCUGUCUCUAUAGAAAGUAUAUUUGCUACAAAAUGCACCAUUUGUAUAUUGUGUAAAUUUGAUGUUGAAAUAUCAUUGAUUUUAAUAAAUGUUGCUGUUGUGAAACUA